Messenger RNA from Paraglomus brasilianum, 1398 nucleotides. NCBI's taxonomy places the organism in Eukaryota, Fungi, Glomeromycota, Glomeromycetes, Paraglomerales, Paraglomeraceae. The record is from the annotation of a GenBank genome assembly.
AUGACAGAAAAAAAUAAUGGUCAAAUAAAAAUUACUGUUUAUGGUUAUGAUGUGGCAACUACCGAAGAAGCCACGCGAUUGGUUAGUGAAAAACUUUCUCAACUCAAAUUAAAAUUUAGUGGUCCAAUGCCUUUUCCAACCAAAAGAAUACUCCGUUCAGUGCCUAUUUCUCCUCAUAAACAUAAGGAUUCGCAAGAGCAAUUUACUCGAGAAAUUCACCGGCGAGUAAUUCACCUUAAUAAGAUUUCUCCAACUGAAUUAGAAUCCCUUGAAAAGUUAAAAGUUCCUAACACUGCCCAUUUGGAAGAAUUGUUUACUCAGCAACUAGCGGUAAGUUCUCAAAAGGAAAAGAGUAUCCAAGCCGAGAUGGAAAAAGUUAAUGAAACAAAAAGAUGGGUAAUGGACAAAUUAGAAAAAGCGAUUCCAAUGAGCAAAGAAGAAGCCAAAAAAAAUCUCUUAUCUCUCUUAAGAGAAGAAGUUGACCAAGAAUUGGAGCGAUACAAAGAAGAAAGAAUUAAACAGACUGAAAAAGUAGCGAAGGAGGAAAGUGCUAAGGUGAUUUGUGUGGCCCUCGAAAAGUGUAGUUCAGAAUUAGUUUUUACCAAAACAACUGAUACUUUAUGGGUAGAAAGUCCCCAAAUAAUUAGCAAAAUAAUUGGGAAAGAAGGACGAAAUAUUAAUGCCUUUCAACGAGUUACCGGCACUGAAUUAAUUAUUGAUCGGGAAAGUGAUGAGCUGAGUGUUCAGAUUUCUUCUUUUAACUCUUUGCGGAGAGCCGUAGGUUUACAAACUCUCCAUACUUUAAUUAAAGAGGCCAAGUUUUCCCCCCUACAUAUUGAAAAAACUUAUCAAAAAAUAAGUUCAGAAGUUAAUGAAUUGAUUAUAAAAACUGGGACGGAGGUUUUGAGGGAGUUGGAGUUAAGUAAUGUCCACCCCGAAUUAGUUAAACAUUUAGGAAGACUAAAAUUUCGCACAAGUUAUGGGCAAAAUGUUCUUGAACAUUGCCUGGAAGUAGCCAAGUUAGCAGGAAGUAUUGCGGCUGAAUUAGAUUUAGAUGUUCUUUUAGCCCGACGAGUUGGUCUAUUCCAUGAUAUUGGCAAAGCGGUGGAAGAUAAUGGAAAUUAUUCCCAUGUUCUGAGUGGGAUUAGUUUAGCCAAAAAGUGUCAGGAAUCUGAAAUAGUUAUUAAUGCCAUUGCUUCUCAUCAUCGGGAUUUUCCUCCCAAUAAUCUUUAUUCUUUAAUUAUUUUGGCGGCUGAUAAAUUGUCAGCAGCCCGUCCUGGUGCCCGUGGCUACCAGUCAGAAGCUUAUAUAGAAAGGAUGAAUAGUUUAGAAAAUAUUGCUAAUAAGUUUCCCGGUGUCAAGAAAAGUUAUGCUUUCCAAGCCGGACGAGAGGUGUGA